CAUUGGACCAGUGAUCGCAUUGCACGCGUUUUAAAUCGAAUAGAGUUUUUUUACAACCAAUUUCGCGCGUGUUUAUUUUUGUGUUGCCAAUUAAAACAAUAUUUUUUUGUUAAAAUUUUUGAAACGAUCGGAAAAAUACCGCCUGGUUACCGCAGUAUGUGGCUUCGAUUCUGUCUCAUCGCAUCGAUCACAACGGCAAGCACACAACAAAUAAACAAUUUUCAGACGCCUUCACAAGAUGCCGCUAAAGUCGAAUGGGGUUGGGAAAUGUCAACAGUCGCCGAGGACUCCUCUACUGCGGGACAUUACUACGUAAAACUGCCUCAGGCAGAACAACGGGUUCGGUAUACGGCAGACGACACCGGCUAUCACGGCGCCGCGGCGUUGAACGCGAGCGACGACCACCACUCGCACACAGCCAACUUCGCCUUAGGGCAGACCGCUAUAGAUCUCAAUAAACUGGAUUAUGGAGGGCCAACCACCACGAUACAGCCAGCUAAUCUAGUCUCGUCUAAUACUCAGCCAAUCGAUAUAUUUCUCAUCCAACAACAGUUCACAUCUCCUUCCGCUCAAGAAAAUAAUUUACAGAUAUCGUCACCAUCCAAUAUUCAAUACUCCGCACCGUAUAUAACGCCAUUUUACCAAAUACAAACACAGCGUCCAAAUGUCAAUCAAAAGAACGCAUCCAAAAAUCCCAAUGAAGAAGACUUAAUUCAGGAAAAAACUGAUGAAACUAUUGUUACUCCCUUACCCAUUCUCCAAGUGUUCAAAAACCAUAAAUGCAGUACCGAAAACCCUAAUACUGAUGUGGCUUCAGAGACAGUAGAUGAUAGCCUAAAUAGUUCCAAAGAUUUAAUCGCGGAUAUUACAUCCUAUGAAAUUCACAAGAUCAACAACUUUGGUCUGAGGGACGAAGCUAAAAGACCACUUACGUACAGAGGGGCUGUGCAUUUCAAAGUUGAAACACCCAGACCUAACGCUAGAAACGAAAGGUUUUAUUAUACAACUGAUUAUGCGCCGAUUAUAUCUGAAUCAAAUAAGGUUAAUAUUACACAAGAAGGGAUCAAAAAAUUAGUGGCUUCCACACAGGACCUAAUUAGCAACGAAGAUCUUUUAAAAAUCAACCACGCCGCAGAGAAACACGUAAAUGAUCUUUCCGAAGACAUCAUCAAACCUAAACCUAGAUUUCAUGCACAGACUAAAUCUAGAAAUCUUAAAAUUGAGAAUAGACCAACCGAAAUCACUGUGAGAGCUAAAAUAGAAAACAUAUUACGCGAUAUCGAAAACACGAGUGAUAAAUCUAAAUCGAAUAUCAUAGAAACAAAUUCUAAUGAUUAUAAAUUUGCAUCUCCUAUCGUUGUUCCUGACAAUACAUACGCUGAUUUCAAAGAGCAAAUCGUGAAUAACCUUGUUUCUACAAUGGUACCGUACAUCGCAGAUGGCUAUCAGAUCGUUGAUGUAAAAAGCGGAUACAACAAUACCAGUGACAUUGAUAUUAGUCAUGACACUGACGAGAAUGUAGUAGAUGUAACACCAAGACCGAUUGGCCAGAACUAUCUAGCACCAAUCACCGUAGCUUUAAGACUGCUCAAUGCAAACCAAUCGGUGACACUUAACGCGGUGGAUGAUCACGAAGCUUCUGACAGCGAACAAAUUAGUGAGACGGUCCAAAGUCCGAAACGUGAAAGAACCAUUGUCGAAGUUCAAGAAUCGUUACCGGUUGAAAUAACGCACAUAAAUGACGUUGAGGUGCACGAGUACUUAGAGGAAGGUAAAAGCAACGAUAAAGAACAUUUAGAAUUAGCUAAAUCGCUCUACAACACGUAUAUUGACGCCUUACGAUCGUCGAAGAGAAUCCAAGAUAAUUCCAAUAAGAUGCUAUAUCAAUAUGGUACUAUGAAUAGUUAUGAAAGUUCAGACAGUACAGAGAAGCAGGAUUACGAUUCCAAAGAGAAUCUGGAACAAAGUGAAAAUAUGCAAUCCGAGGUGCAAGUCAGACCGGACGAGGAUAAUGAUAGAAGCGAGUCGAUCGAUUACUACAAUAAUUAUGAGAAUCAAAAAAUAAUACAACCAAUUAUUGUCGAAAAAGAGGUACCUGUAACUAAAUUCGUUGAUAGGUAUAUUGAAACACGAGUUCCAUACCCGGAGGCCGUGCCGGUACCGGUUGAUAGGCCAGUCCCAGUGGCGGUACCCUAUGAAAAAAUCGUAGAAAAACCUGUCGAGGUCACGAGGUACGUCGACAAACCGUACCCGGUUGAGGUACCGAGGCCUUACCCGGUCCAAGUCAAAGUACCGUAUCCGGUCGAACAAAAGGUAUACGUCGACAGACCUGUACACGUGCCAUAUUCGGUGGAAAAGGUAAUUGAGAAACAAAUCCUCCACCCGGUUCCCAUACCGACUCCUGUAGGAAUACCUUACGCAAUUCAAAUACCCGUAGAACACAAAAUAUUAUACCCGAUAACCGUCGAGAAACCAGUUCCAAUACCUGUGGAAGUCGAAAAACCGGUACCGGUUGAAAAGGUUGUACACAAAGAGAUACCAGUUCCGUACCCGGUUGAAAAACGCGUACCUUAUCCGGUUCCGUAUGAAACAAAAGUAGCUAUACCUGUACCUAUAGAGCAUAGGGUGCCUGUAGAAAAAAUUGUAGAAAAGCCUGUUACUGUAACUAAAUACGUAGAGAAACCUGUACAUAUCGAAGUACCACGGCCGGUAGCUAUACCGGUUCAUAUUCCACAACCAUACCCGGUUGAUAGAAUUGUUGAAAAGAAAGUACCAUACCCGGUUCCGGUGGAUAGAAUCGUGGAAAAGAAAAUUCCAGUCAAAGUUCCGUAUGCGGUCGAAAAGUAUGUCGAGAAAAUUGUCGAAAAACCGGUCGUGUUGACGAAGUACGUUGACAAACCUUAUCCCGUGGAAAAGCGGGUUCCUUACCCGGUUGAGAAGAUAGUAGAGAAACGGGUACCCUACGCUGUGCAAGUACCGUACGAGGUCAGAGUACCGUACCCGGUCGAAAAACCUGUUCACAUACCCGCGUACCGCUACUACUCGGAUGAGGAAGCGAGACACAUUAUCCACUACCAGAAGCCGGAUCAACGUAAUACACAAACGCAGUUAUCACAAGCCCAAGCGUACGCGCGAUAUUUACAAAGUUUGAGUGAUAAAUACAGAAAUAACCGAAACGUGCAAUCAACUCUCUGGGGUAAUCAAUACGCAUCUUCGUACCAAUAUUUUAAUAAAACCGACAAACAGAGCGGUUUGAAAAAUGCGCAAAACGUAGCUAACUAUAUCAAGUAUUUACAACACACACAGAGUAAAUCGUUAAAUCAUAAUGGUUUGAAUAGAAACCGGAGUGAUUUUGUCGGAUAUCAACUCCGCGGGGCGGUGUUGCGCGCUCCUAAAACUUUGAAGAUCGAAUAUGGAGGUUUCAAGCCUCCAUUGGUUCCGAGUACUGAGGUAGACUUAGACGGGAUACCAGUAAAUAAACGGGACGAUUAAUCAUGUCACGAGUGCUCUGAGGAAUUGUUUGAGAUGAUACCAUCAUCUCGUUUUUACUAUCGCCCCGCUCGCCACCGGAGUAGAUUUCAUCCAUACUACCUGGAGCCACUACGAUCAUCCACAGUGCGCUUCCAGAGAUCUUUUUUGCCACGUACCAUCCGGCUUUGGAAUGAGCUCCUCUCCACGGUGUAUCCCGAGCGCUAUGACAUAUCCUUCUUCAAACGAGGCUUGUGGAGAGUACUUAACGGUAGGCAGCGGCUUGGCUCUACCCCUGGCAUAGUUGAAGUCCAUAGGCGGUAACCACUCACCAUCAGGUGGGCCGUAAGCUCGUCUGCCUACACGGGCAAUAAAAAAAAAGAAAAUGAACAAGUAUUGUUCAAAUUCUAAACCUAUAAAAGAUCUAGUAGAUCUCGGGGUCUAGUUUGAAAUGAAAGCUGUUGUGCAGUUGGAGUUUCGACCCAUGUCUCAAACCAGAUGGCGGUAUUUACGUUGAGGUCCAGCCUAUAAUAGCUCAAUACCAGGUUAGCAGGAAGCGUCUAUAACAAUAGUUUGUGACUUAUGACAUUGUUACAAAAAAAUACAUUGUUUUUCACUCAGCACGCAUUGUACGAUGUUUGAAAUUAGCUGAUGUGCGGUGUCAAUGUCGCGCUGGGAGCUAUACAUUGCGCAUUCGCCAAACAUAUUAUUAUAUUCCGGCCAUGUUCCACAAGCAUCACGCAAUGUCUAUGACAUAUCUAAUAAAUAAUGUUAAUGUUUUGUGUUAGUUAUUGGUAAUUAUUUAUAUAAAGUUAUUUAAUAUGUAUAACAUUUUAUGGUCGACAUGUGAGGGUAAAUCACUGUUGUACGAAUUAAACAUACUUAGUGUUGUAUUGAAAUGCUUAAAAGAUAAAUAUUCUUUUUCAGUUUUUAUUGUCUACCUACAUAAUGCAUAAAAAAAUGGACAACAUAUUUUCCCUAGUAUUUAGAAUAUUUAAAAACAUAGUCUCAAUUC
Molecule: messenger RNA, 4483 nt
Organism: Bombyx mori (domestic silkworm)
Lineage: Eukaryota; Metazoa; Arthropoda; Insecta; Lepidoptera; Bombycidae
Exons: 6
Coding region: 157-3492 (1111 amino acids)
Source: RefSeq, a predicted model, not a curated record